CUUUUUUUUUUUUUUUUUUCUCUCUUUUACCUUUAUAAUAUAACCAUGUUGACAGCAUUAGGCUUCUUGAGUAAAACAUCACUUUCUCCACUUGGACAAUCAGCUCGUGGUAUGGCUUACAAGUUAAAAACACAUUCUGGUGCCAAAAAAAGAUUCUUACCUACAAGCAAUGGCAAUUACAAACGUUGGCAAGCAGGACUUCGGCAUUUGAAUCAAUCCUUCUCUGCUGAACGAGUCAAUCGUCUUAGUCGAACUGUUUUGGUGGACAAUACCCAAAAGAAAAUGUUACGAAAGGCCAUGCCUUAUAGUUGUUAAUCCUUGUAGAAAAUAAUCAUUCAUCAUAGAUCAUCAUCAUUUAUCAUCAUCAUCAUCAUCCUUAUUUGUUACAACGUAUGUAUAAUAAAACUUUAUUCUUUUCAUUUUUUUUUUUCUGUGUGUGAGAUGUAAUCAUCAUUAUCGUUUCUUUUUUUUUUUUUUUUUU
Molecule: messenger RNA, 481 nt
Organism: Halteromyces radiatus
Lineage: Eukaryota; Fungi; Mucoromycota; Mucoromycetes; Mucorales; Cunninghamellaceae
Exons: 3
Coding region: 46-315 (89 amino acids)
Biological process (GO): translation
Cellular component (GO): large ribosomal subunit; ribosome
Molecular function (GO): structural constituent of ribosome
Source: RefSeq, a predicted model, not a curated record